GGUAGCUGGAUCUUCCAAGACUGCUGAAGGAUGGCGAAUGCAGAAGAACUGAAUCGAUAGACUUUGAAUCAUACAGAAUUUUAUGCAGAGAAAAAAAUCUUCUAAUGGAAACAAAGCAAGAAGUAUUUGAAAUGGAUUUUACCACUGAAGGCCGACUGGGAACACGGUGUAUGCUGCUCUCGCUCCUGCUCCUCGCAGCCUGGGAGGCAGGGAGCGGCCAGCUUCAUUACUCCGUCCCAGAGGAGGCCAAACACGGCACCUUCGUGGGCCGCAUCGCGCAGGACCUGGGGCUGGAGCUGACGGAGCUGGUGCCCCGCCUGUUCAGGGUGGCGUCCAAGGACCGCGGGGACCUUCUGGAGGUAAAUCUGCAGAAUGGCAUUUUGUUUGUGAAUUCUCGGAUCGACCGGGAGGAGCUGUGCGGGCGGAGCGUGGAGUGUAGCAUCCACCUGGAGGUGAUCGUGGACAGGCCGCUGCAGGUUUUCCACGUGGAGGUGGAGGUGAGGGACAUUAAUGAUAACCCGCCUGUGUUCUCAGUAAAGGAGCAAAGAAUGUUAAUUUACGAAUCUAGGCUGCCAGAUUCUUUGUUUCCACUAGAGGGCGCAUCAGAUGCUGAUGUUGGAUUAAAUUCUAUGUUAACCUAUAAACUCAGUCCCAGCGAAUACUUUGGGCUAGAUGUGAAAUCAAACAGCGAUGGCAACAAACAAAUUAGACUCUUGUUGAAAAAAUCCUUGGACAGAGAGGAUGCUCCUGAGCAUAAGCUACUGCUGACAGCCACGGAUGGAGGCAAACCUGAGCUCACAGGCUCUGUUCAGCUGCUGGUCACUGUGCUGGAUGUGAAUGAUAACGCCCCUACUUUCCAGCACCCUGAGUAUGAAGUGAGAAUCUUGGAAAACUCAGACAACGGAACGACAGUUAUUAGACUGAAUGCUUCUGACAAGGAUGAAGGGACGAAUUCAGCAAUUUCGUACUCUUUUAAUAGACUGGUGCCGCCCAAGACUCUUGAGCAGUUUAGCAUAGAUGCAGAUACAGGAGAAAUCAUAACUCAAGGAAAUUUGGACUUUGAGCAAGUAGAUGUCUACAAAAUCCACGUUGAUGCGACGGACAAAGGACACCCUCCGAUGGUGGGCCAUUGCACUGUUUUAGUGAAGGUAUUGGAUGAGAACGACAAUGUGCCUCAGAUCACUUUGACUUCCUUAUCCCUGCCUGUUCGAGAGGACGCUGCACUGAGUACUGUCAUUGCUCUAAUUAGCGUUUCGGAUCUGGACUCUGGAUCCAACGGGCAGGUGACCUGCUCCCUGAGUCCUCAUGUCCCCUUCAAGUUGGUGUCCACCUUCAAGAAUUACUAUUCGCUUGUGUUGGACAGCGCCCUGGACCGAGAGACCACAGCUGACUAUCAGGUGGUGGUGACAGCGCGGGACGGGGGUUCUCCUUCUUUGUGGACCACGGCUAGCGUGUCUGUGGAGGUGGCCGAUGUGAACGACAAUGCGCCUUCAUUUGCGCAGCCUGAUUACACGGUGUUCGUGAAGGAGAACAACCCUCCUGGAGCGCACAUCUUCACAGUAUCGGCGAUGGACGCGGAUGCGCAGGAGAACGCGCUGGUGUCCUACUCGCUGGUGGAGCGGAGGGUGGGCGAGCGCUUGCUGUCGAGCUAUGUGUCUGUGCACGCGGAAAGCGGCAAGGUGUUCGCUCUGCAGCCUCUGGACCAUGAGGAGCUGGAACUGCUGCAGUUCCAGGUGAGCGCGCGGGAUGCUGGUGUGCCUGCCCUGGGCAGCAAUGUGACUCUGCAGGUGUUUGUGCUGGAUGAGAACGACAAUGCGCCCACGCUGCUUGGACCUUGGACACCAGGAUCUGGUGGUGUAGUGAGCGAACUUGUGUCACCUUCAGUGGGUGCUGGCCAGGUGGUCACAAAGGUGCGUGCAGUAGAUGCGGAUUCUGGCUAUAAUGCCUGGCUGUCUUAUGAGCUGCAUCCUUUAGCAGGUGGAACGCGGAGUCUGUUUAGGGUAGGUCUGUACACGGGCGAGAUCAGUACCACGCGUGCCCUUGAGGAGGCAGAUGCACCACGCCAUCGCCUAUUAGUGCUGGUGAAGGACCACGGGGAGCCAGCGCUGAUUGCCACAGCCACUGUGUUAGUGUCUCUGGUUGAGAACAGCCAGACUCCAAAAGCCUCUUCGCGAGCGCAAGGUGCCACUGGCCAGGAAGUUUCGUUAGUGAAUGUCAACGUGUACCUGAUCAUUGCCAUCUGUGCGGUGUCCAGCCUACUAGUUCUAACCCUCAUGGUAUACACCGCACUGCGGUGCUCAGUUCCACCUACAGAGGGUGUGUGCGGGGCAGGGAAGCCUGUGCUGGUGUGCUCUAGUGCGGUAGGGAGCUGGUCCUACUCACAGCAGAGGAGACAGAAGGUUUGUUCUGGAGAGGGACCACCCAAAACCGAUCUCAUGGCCUUCAGCCCGAGUCUUCCUCCUUGUCCGGUUGUGGGUGAGCAUCAGGAUUUGAACGACGAUCAUUGCUCAAGACCCCGGCAGCCCAACCCUGACUGGCGCUACUCUGCCUCGCUAAGAGCAGGCAUGCACAGCUCUGUGCACCUGGAGGAGGCUGGCAUUCUACGGGCUGGUCCAGGAGGGCCUGAUCAGCAGUGGCCAACAGUAUCCAGUGCAACACCAGAACCUGAGGCAGGAGAGGUGUCCCCUCCGGUGGGCGCCGGUGUCAACAGCAACAGCUGGACCUUUAAAUACGGACCAGGCAACCCCAAACAGUCCGGUCCCGGUGAGUUGCCAGACAAAUUCAUUAUCCCAGGAUCUCCUGCAAUCAUCUCCAUCCGGCAGGAGCCUGCUAACAACCAAAUUGACAAAAGCGAUUUUAUAACCUUCGGCAAAAAGGAGGAGACCAAGAAAAAGAAGAAAAAGAAGAAGGGUAACAAGACCCAGGAGAAAAAAGAGAAAGGGAACAGCACGACGGACAACAGUGACCAGUGAGGCCACCAAAUGGAAACAAGCCACUUAGCCAGUUUUUGUAAUAAUGGCAAAUCUCUCCCAUGUAGCAACUCCCCGCUCCUUUCUCCUAUGACAUGAGCCCUCAGAAAUCUGCAGAAAGUUCCCUGUGUCUGUCUUGAUCGCAUUUAACAGGUUUUGUCUUAAAAAGCUUUCCUAAGUCUGGUGUUAACUCUCUCUCUCUCCACUCUGGCUUGUUUUCAGAACCUAAAAAGCAGACCCAGGUUUCCUUUCUCCCCCGCCGCAAAGGAGAAGCUUCCCAGCCCCGCCAGUGAGAGUUGGACUCUCUGCCCUGUGCUUCAAGCAUCCUGUCUUGAUGAUAUUUGCAGGGCAGGCUGAAAGGUAUUCAGGUUGAGCAGUUGGGUGUUUGUGGUCACUGGGUAUGUGUGGCUACCAAGAGUGUUGGAGAGCCUGGUAUUGGCUGGGAUGGUCCAGAUUAGACUAGUUAACACAAGGAGGGCUGGGGCUCAAAGGCACAUCAACACCGGGAGUCUUUCAUCUGGAGGGGGAAAAUGUGAAACUUACAAGGACCAGACUUUCUCAAUCUCUCAACUAGACAUAUGAUGGCCAUCCUCUAACAGACAAAACCAUCCCCACCGGCAAAGCUUUAGGAGCCCCUCAAGUGUGCUGGCUAUAACAUCACUGUAUUCAAAACCUGCAGUAUGCACACGAGCCAGCAGUUCAAGCGUUUAACAAGAGGGUCGGCCAGGGCAACAGAAGCAGAUCUGAUGUGUUUCCUGUACACGUCCUUGUGCUCACGCUAUUAAAAAUUCUUUUGCACACAAUGUUUAUGAAAAGGUCUCAUCCUUUUCCAACAACACAUAUGCAAAAGCAAAAGAAAAACCCAAGACCUCACUUUAUGCUGUUUGUUGUUUGAUAGAUUUAUUAAAAAGAAAAGAGAAAGUCGAUAGCUAUAAAUCUUUAAAGGAAUAUGAUGAAUACAAUCCCCCCAACCUUCCCUCAAAAGAGAAUCCAGUCUACAGCCAUUUGAAAUGAUCGUUGCUGCUACAGAAGUGCUUUAAGAGAAUUGCCUGGAACAUCUGUAUUAUCCCGGCCACCUGCCAAUCACAGCUUUACUCUUUCAGGUCACUCUGGGGCUGCCUCUUGCAUGUAUUAAUUACUAAAUAGAAGGAUCUUUCUCUCUUUUCUAAGAAAAAUGAUGUGCACUUUGAUUACACAACCUUCUCUAACCCACGAUAUCAAGACCCAGAAACUGAAGAAAAAUCUUGUUUUCUCAUGCAUACAGUGAGCAGACUUUUCAUUCCUCUGGUUCUGUGGUUGUCUCGGUGUGCUAGCCUACACCUCCACCUUGUUUAGCUUUCCUUUUCUAGAACACUCUGAAUUGCUAACCUUACUAACACCUAUGAUGUUACCUGAAUCAAUCUCCCAUAUGUAUGCUGUAUGCUAUUAUAAGACUCCUGAGAUAUACUUACUCUGUGCUUGUGUAUGUGAAUGUUAAUGCAACUAUUACCUAGAGUGAACUUUAAGCUUUAUUGUUGAAUGUAAGCCCAUUAUAUUUCCUUUUGUACACCUGUGGAAAAGUGGAAUAGUGUUUUUUUUAAAACCAUUGUUAAUCAGCUUUUGUGUAUGAAAGACACAGUAAAAUUUCUUUCUUAAAUCAAGAUGCUGGUGAUUCAAGGAAUUUUAUUUAUGGUCAGCCAAGGGCUGUCUCUUGCCAAGAAUCCUGCUGGCAAGGGAAAAUGGAUAAAGCUGGUUUUUUUUUUUCCUAGUAAGAAUUCUGGAAUAAAUACUGAAGAAAGUCCCUGAGGGUAUGCAAGCACAAAAUUGUACCAAUCUGACCUCUUUGAAUUUGCAGACUGCUUUGAAAUGCUAUCCGGAAUAUCAGCUUGUAGAAAGUAAUAAAAUUUACUGUUACCAUAAAUAAGACAUUUUAAGUUUAUUGUGCACAACUUAGAUGUUUGAUUAAUUAUAUUAUCUACUUAAAAGCAUAUAAAAGAGGUAGGAGUCUGUUUUAAAAGGCAUAAAAAAUCUCAAAAAAAAAAAACCUGUCUUGUCUACUUUUAGCUUCAUUCUCCCAUAUUUUGAAGGGUGUGUAACUUCAGCUCUGCAGGAUUGCAUGGGGUAAAACUCGUUGACAGCGCAUGUGAACCAUUGCUACAUUGUAGGUUGUGAUCAUUUUGCCCCACUGAAGCCCAUGUAACUGACCUUACGUGCCUUUUGAACUAGGAGAAUCGGGCUAUAAUUUAUUAAUGAUGAUAAUGAUAAUGUAUAUGUACAGCACUUUUUAACCUUACAAAGUGCUUUCCAAUUCGUGUUAGUUAUUAGUUAUUACAGCUGUAAGGAUAAAACACGUCAUGUGGAUUCAUUUUUAAUUGGUGCUAUUGGUAUUUCCUCUGUUCUUGCUAAUAAAUGGAAAUGGUGGUGUGAAAGCAAUGGUGGUCAUUUCUAAGUAUAAGAGUAGGAGAACACGGGACACUGAUGGUCAUGACCCGUUACUGCUCAAGAGUCUGGCUGUUACCUGGAUCUUGUUUGUCACGGAGGCAAACAAGGGUGGGAUUAAGAGUCACACGUUACAGCCAGGGGAGUGAUGAUCACUUCCUGCUUUGCUAUUUCAAUCUGACAAGAACUACAGUAAAUCGGUUUUUAUGACUAGAGACCCCUUCCUCGGCCAUCCUGUUUAACUAUUUAUUUAGCCCUUGUACCUCUCUACAAUUAGAAAGCCAAGUAAUCACACAAACACAGAUACACCACAGACACUCACUCCAACACACAUGCCCAUACCACACGACCACAUACUUCACACACAUACACACACACUCCACCCACACCCACAUUAUACACCCACACACAUAACACACACACACACACAUAUCCUACACACAUAUACUCACACACGCCUAUAACACACCACAACACAGUUCACACACAUAUACACACCCUUCACACAUAUUACACACACACACACACACACACACACACACACACACACUACACUACACACAUACCCUCCACAUAUAUCCUCCCAUACAUAUACUCACACACACCUACAACACACCCCAUACACACCACACAUAUACUUUACACACACACUACACACAUACACACCCCACACACACCCACACCCACUACACCCCCACCCUCCCCACACACCACCCCUACAAAUUUUCUUUUGUUGAUGACAUAGUACUUAACCUCCACCCUCCUGGAUAGGUUCAUUCCAUGCUACUACAUUUUCUGUUAACAAGUAGAUAGAUUAUCCUUUUGAAGCUUAAAUUUUGAUGAGCAUUGGCUUUAGAUUCGAUAGUUCUCAGUGUGGAACAGUCCUCCUCUCUUCCAAGGUGGGAGGAGAGGGGGCAUCAGUUUAUGUCAGAGAUAUUUUUGUCUUCCUUAAUUGGAAAUGAGAAUGCUGUGGCUUUCAUUGAGACUAAAGACACUGCUCAACACCCCACAGUUCACAGGAGAGGCCCCCCACACACAAGAAACGAACUUUCUAGUUCAAACUGUUAAUAGUAACAAGAGUGGGGAAGCUUGAGAGAGGGAGUGACAAAGUGGAAGGGAGGUGCUGUUAAUAACCCCUCUAUGGUUUCCACAAGGAUGGCAGCAGCUGACUGGGGUGUCAGGACUACCUACGCAUGUAAAUAACAUGAUAUCUCUCUGUAGCUAGC
Mus musculus (house mouse) is the source of this 6613-nucleotide messenger RNA. RefSeq names its product protocadherin alpha 6 (gene Pcdha6). NCBI's taxonomy places the organism in Eukaryota, Metazoa, Chordata, Mammalia, Rodentia, Muridae. The transcript has 4 exons. Gene Ontology annotation, biological process: homophilic cell-cell adhesion; cell adhesion. The coding region runs from base 132 to 2972 and encodes 946 amino acids. Gene Ontology annotation, cellular component: plasma membrane; membrane. The record is from RefSeq and is marked validated. Gene Ontology annotation, molecular function: calcium ion binding.